GUGUAUUCCCGCGCAUGAAAUCAUGAUUAAAUUUUCAAAAGUGUUUAGAUUGUCAUAGCGCGCGUGCAGUGUACUUAGUGAAUUGUGAAUUUGUGAUAUUUUAAUUUGUUAUUGUUAAUAAUAUUGUUAAAACAUGGGUAAAGACGACAAAGAAGAAAGCGGCUUCGGAUUCAAGGACAAAGCGAAAGCUGAAGAGACCCUCCGCCUGUUGGAGCAGCACGACGCUAACUACCGCAGGCUGACCGUCAGAGGUUUACUGGGGAGGGCCAAGAGGGUGCUCUCCAUGACAAAAGCGGAAGAAAAAAUAAAAAACAUAAAAGAAGCAAUGGAGGUAUUUGAAAACUGGCUCGCGGAACUGGAUAAGAAUAAAGAGAAGAAACCGGAGAAGAAGAAAGAGACGCAAGAGAAGAAUGGUGAUGAUAAGGGAGACGGCUCGGACGUCGAAAUGGAAGAAAAGAAACCGGAAAAGAAAGAGUUGCCAGCUGAUACUGUGCCAGGGUUAGGGUUCAAAGAUAAGGAAGCAGCUGAAAAUACCCUCAAAGAGUUGGAAGGUCGAGAUCCUGAUUACCAAAAGCUGGCCGUGAAGGGCCUCAUCGGGAGGGCUAAGCGUGUGUUGACGUGUACCCGCGACGAAACCAAAUUAACCAACAUAAAGGAAUCCAUAUCGAUAUUCGAGAAGUUUCUAGACGAUUUCGAUACAAUGCACUUGAGUAAAGAAAACAAUUCAUAUGUAAGCUUGGGCAUUGUCAGAACUUGUGUUGAUAUGGCUGGAGAUACUAUUACUGAACAGCAGAAAGCGUUCAUAGCUGCAUACACAUCUGUGAAUGGUGAAUACAAACGUUUGAGGACCGUACUAGAAAAGGAGGACGGGAAGUCGUGGGAUAUAGUAAGGAAUUCAAACCUGAAGGAGUUGAAGGAAAAGCACGCCGAAGCAAAACUCUUCAAUGAGAAGGACGAACCUACACCCGAACAUUUGGAAAUGCUAUUGUGGGCGUACUCACCCGAAGUUGCCAGGGUUAAAAAAGUUAUACCAGAGACUAAAGAGUCCAAAGACAAAGACAACCAAUCUGACAGAAAGAGACGUCACAGUGACAGCGAAGAAUCUCCUAGCAAGAAGAAAAAGGACUAA
This is a messenger RNA of Zerene cesonia (dogface butterfly), 1129 nucleotides long. RefSeq lists its product as uncharacterized. Bases 134 to 1129 code for a protein of 331 amino acids. Lineage: Eukaryota; Metazoa; Arthropoda; Insecta; Lepidoptera; Pieridae. The transcript is spliced from 8 exons. The record is from RefSeq and is a predicted model, not a curated record.